Molecule: messenger RNA, 1581 nt
Organism: Atta colombica
Lineage: Eukaryota; Metazoa; Arthropoda; Insecta; Hymenoptera; Formicidae
Product: zinc finger protein 16-like
Exons: 4
Coding region: 475-1332 (285 amino acids)
Biological process (GO): regulation of transcription by RNA polymerase II
Cellular component (GO): nucleus
Molecular function (GO): RNA polymerase II cis-regulatory region sequence-specific DNA binding; DNA-binding transcription factor activity, RNA polymerase II-specific
Source: RefSeq, a predicted model, not a curated record
AGGAGUGGUGCAGUAGCGGCGGGGAACGAAACAAGACGGAACGAGUCGGUGACAAUCCGACAUUUCGGAUAUUCGGAAAGGAGCGAGUAAGAGCGAGGCGACACACUCAUUGUCAGUGCGAGAUCAAAGCGUGAAGAAAUGAAAGCCGCCGCACGGAUUUUAACAUUGACGUAUCGAUAAAACUGCACUACAAAUUCGCCCGAUCCCUCGACGGUGCCGACACUGCCAACGACGACUCCUCGACAAUGCGGAAACGUUUGUUUCGCCAGAGGAGUAUCGAAAAAACGACGAGAUGAGCAUGAUAGAAACAACGGAACAGCACGCGGCGGGUAUAUUUUCUACGAUGAUGCUGCCACAGCGACAAUGCAGAUAUUGCAGAUAUUACUGUAGACAUCAUCGUAUAUGUGAUUAAUAUGAAGUAAUUUCUCAAGAGUGGGUACUAAGAUAUACUUCAAACUUCUUCAUUUGGUAAUAAUGGCUUACGAUCCACGUAACGUGAAAUAUCCACCAAACCAUACCUUGCAGCGGCCCAAUGUGGUUGGAUACAAUUAUUCUGGUCAUCCACCGCAGCAUUUCCAGCAAACCGAUGAAAAUCGGAAUGAAAACAACAAUUUGCGCAGCAGCAAAGAACUUUGUCCACAAAUCUCACAGCAGUCAUCCAACACACAGACUGUGCAGAAAGUAGACGCUGCGACUAUGACGGAUCCUCUGCAAAUUGAUUUUAGGCUUUCCGAAUGCCUGGCACGUUGCUCUAGUACGUUAGGUUUACCAUACGCGACUAAAUAUGAGGACUGUGGUACAAAUUCUACGUAUCAAGAAGUAAGAGCAAAAAUCGAAUUUGAUAUUGAACCACAGCAUAUUAAUGGUAUGUUGGUUUACCAUUGCCCCGAGUGUGCAUAUAGAUUUAAUGAUCGAGAGGCACUUCACGAACAUCUUGAAGAUCAUAAACAGAGACCACAUAUCUGUGAUAUUUGCGGGGCAAGCUUAAAACGAAAGGAACACUUGGAUCGUCAUAAGCAAGGUCAUAAUAAAGAUAGGCCAUAUCAAUGUAACAUGUGUUGUAAAGCAUUUAAACGUAACGAGCACCUGGCACGUCAUAUGAUUACUCACUCAGGUAGCAAGAAUCAAAUUUGUACCGAAUGUGGCAAAGCUUUUUAUAGAAAAGAUCACUUGAAGAAACAUUUGCAAAGUCAUAAUAGCAGUCGAGGCAAACACUUAAAUAUUUCACAUAACAAUCCCAACGAUCAGCAGCCAAGCGACCAAGGAUUGAGUAAUUUUGCUAUGAUGAUGAGGCAAUCUGGUCCUCCCGCACUUUCAAUUUUACGGACAUAGUUAUUACGCUAGAUUUAUGUAACGUUCAUAUAGCGUUCAUAUCUCUGUCAGCAAGUCAUUUUUACUUUAUUAUUUAGAUAAUUUUAUUCUAUAAGCUUUAAUACGCGAAUGAGCCUUAUCCAACAUACUCAACUUUACGCGCGAUUUUCUUAGGGAAUUUGUUAUCGAUAUAAGAACCCAUGUUCCUAAGGGAAUAUACCUUAUUGCUGUGUAUUUUGUCAACAGGUACAUAAAAUUACGAUAAUGUUA